AUUUUCCCCGAUUUUUAUAAAUCCAGGGACACCAAAGAGGAGUUUCCUGGAUAAGAGCCUGCUGAGCGGGUAGGAUGCGGCGGCAUGAACCGCAUCGUAUUGCUGAUGGCGAUGCUCACCAGGGCCAUCGCUCCUCAAAACAUAACAGAAAUCCAAGGAACUGAACCCACGUCCCCGCUGACAUCGCUCACUAUGCCGCCCCCAACUGUCUUCCGUAACACAAGAAUAACUACCAAGCCUAGACGACAACAAAACAGACAAGGGAAGGGAGACUCGCCCAUGUUGAAUUACAUUUUCGAUUCUUACGCGACGAGUAAUAAACAUUUUCAUGACAAAUUCAAAGCACCGUCCUUUGAAGGAGAGGAGUCAGAUGAUACUCUACUUGAUGCGGAUACUGGUUCUACAGUCAUAUUCGAUUGUAGAGUGACUUCGUUAAGGGAUAAAAUGGUUUCGUGGCUUAGAGUGUCAGAUGAGGAAAAUUUAGAAUUACUUACCUUAGAUCUAGAUACACAUACUGCAGAUUAUAGGUACAGAAUGGAUGUAGCUGGUGAUAACUGGAGAUUAUCAUUGUCAGAUGCAAAAGUCCAAGAUUCUGGCAUCUACUGCUGUCAUGUAUCCACACAUCCGCCUAUGUUAAGACGUUUUAAAUUAGUAGUACAUCCGCCGGAAAUAAGAAUGAGCAAAGAAGCGUUCUUGGAGAGCGGGGAAACUCUGUCACUGAAGUGUUCAAUACUCCACUUGCAUCCUGGAGAGAUUGUACCUGAAAUGCAUUGGUACAGAGGCAACAGUACAGUGUCACUCGACGAGCUCAGAGGCGGUGUACUAGUGGAAACGGAUCAUUUGACGCUCACCAGUCAUUUGCAGGUGUCUCGACUGAAAGUGGAGGAUGCCGGAAACUACACGUGUGCAUUGAAAGCACCAUUACACAUGAAAGCUGUUGCAAGAGUACAUGUUUUACAAGGAUCCAGCCUUGCAGAACUUCAAAGUGGUGUGAAGACUACGACCAGCUACAUAAGUUUACUCUUAGCAGCCAUACUGGUUGUAUUUGGGACGGAGUACGGAGAUAUAAGGUGACCUAGUUAGAUGACCAAUUUAGACAAGAGACGGUGACUAUUGGAUAUCGCAGGAAUAUAUUUGACACACUAGAAACACAGUCGGCUACAAUCAACGCGGGGUAAACGAAUUAUC
Messenger RNA from Achroia grisella, 1188 nucleotides. RefSeq lists its product as uncharacterized. Gene Ontology annotation, biological process: synapse organization. Gene Ontology annotation, cellular component: neuron projection membrane. The transcript is spliced from 9 exons. Bases 85 to 1074 code for a protein of 329 amino acids. NCBI's taxonomy places the organism in Eukaryota, Metazoa, Arthropoda, Insecta, Lepidoptera, Pyralidae. The record is from RefSeq and is a predicted model, not a curated record.